Messenger RNA from Phymastichus coffea, 8573 nucleotides. RefSeq names its product probable chitinase 10. Gene Ontology annotation, biological process: chitin catabolic process; carbohydrate metabolic process. The transcript has 25 exons. The record is from RefSeq and is a predicted model, not a curated record. Bases 1 to 7998 code for a protein of 2665 amino acids. Gene Ontology annotation, molecular function: chitinase activity; chitin binding. Gene Ontology annotation, cellular component: extracellular region. NCBI's taxonomy places the organism in Eukaryota, Metazoa, Arthropoda, Insecta, Hymenoptera, Eulophidae.
AUGGGCUUGCCGCAGACGGUUGUGGCUUUAACGAGUUUCCUCGCAGCUUUGGCAGCGAGUCACAACAUUCCUGGGCAUCAAUUGUCGAUACUCCCACCGCAGAAGCACCUGCCACCGUCGGACGCGCCAAUUUUCCAGCGCGACGUGGUCGAGAGCUCUCCAAACGACGACCAAGCCGAAUUCGGCUCCUGGUCUUUGCCACUGCGCGAUGCCGUUGAAUCGACGCCUUACGGGUCUCGCGAUGCGUCAUUCAAAAGCCCCGAGAGCGCGGCGCCGCUCCGCGAGGCAGUGGAGCACCGAGCGCCGCCGAGCUACGCCGGCUUCGACCACGAGUCGUUCUGGCUGGAGCAAGUCACGCUGCCGCCCGUGCGCAAGCAGACUCCGCCGCCGAACGUGGUCUGCCACGUCGACAGCGAGUCCGUCUACCGGGAGGAGCCGUUCGUUCUGCUGCCCAGGUCGCUGCCCGCGCACAAGUGCAGCCAUCUCGUUUACACCGCUGCCACUCUGCAUCCACAGGAAUUCACCGUCGUCCCCCGUGACCACGAGUACGACAUCGUCAACGGUGGCUACAUCGCGGCAGUCGGUCAGCGUCGUCGCGACCCCGCGCUUCGGGUGUUGAUCUCGGUAACGUCGCCGGAUCACGGCCGUCUGUUCCGCGAGAUCCUGACCGAGGCAGACGAACGCUUGCCGGCGUUCGCCGACUCGCUGCUGGAUUUCAUCGAGGAGCACGAUUUCGACGGCGCGGAAAUUGACUGGGAGAGCGCCACCGCGACUUCGCUCACGAAGAUCCUGCGCCAGCUGCGAGCGCCGUUCCGCGAGCGCGGCUUCGCGUUGGCCGUCGCCGUGCGCCCCGAGCAAUUGGUCGACGCCCAGCUGGCCGAGCUCGCCGACCUGCUGGUGCUCCGGGCCUGGCAUUCGAGAAGAGUCGCCGAGGUGGUCCAGAGUCCAGCGCCUCUGAAUUUCGUGACGAGUUUCGUCGACGGUUUGAUCAGGCGGGGAGUACCGCCGAACAAAAUCGUCGUUGGCUUUCCGUUCUUCGGGUGGUCGUACAGGCUGGCUUCGAAGGACAACGAGGCGUCCACGCUCGCUGACGGCUUCGGCGUCGAUGGGCCUUACACCAAGCACAGGGGACAGCUUGCUUACUACGAGAUCUGCGAAAAGCUGGAGGACCCGUGGCAGUACAGGAGGCACGAGUUCAACGGAUCUUACAUCAUUCUCGGCGACCAGUGGAUCGGCUACGACGAUCCUCUGUCGGCCAGGCUCAAAGCUGCUUACGUCAAGUCCGCCAAUCUCGGCGGAGUUUCGCUGUUCUCCUUGGACUUGGACGAUUUCCAGGGCAUCUGCGGCGACGAGUGGCCAAUGCUCAACGCAGUGCUGAAAACGCUUGGAGUCUACGACGAGCCCGACGAGAAGUGCCCGAGAGCCGGAUUAUACAGCGACCCGGACAACUGUUCCGGUUUUCUGUCCUGCUUCAACGGUCAUCUCCAUCGCGGCCACUGCGGCAUCGGUCGCUUCUACGACCGAGUCCGCGGUCGUUGCGUGCCGGCCAGUCCGGAGAUCUGCGACCCGGGCCACAGCGAUCGCUGGUCGAACGUGAACGAGAAUCUCGAGCGGCUGCGCCAGAGUCAUCGCCUCGAGAAGCUGGAGAUCGCCGACAAAGCCGACUCGCCCAAAGUGGUUUGCUACAUGACGUCCUGGGCAAUGUAUCGCAAGGGCGAGGGCAAAUUCGUGCCCGAGCACCUGGACGCGAGGCUGUGCACGGACGUGGUUUACGCGUUCGCCGGAUUGAAUCCCGACACGCUGAGCGUGCACUCGUUCGACCCUUGGGCCGACAUCGAGAACAAUCUUUACCAGCGCGUGACGUCCAUCGCCGGGCCGAGGGUCCUGCUGGCGCUGGGCGGUUGGACGGACAGCGCCGGCGACAAAUACUCGCGCCUGGUCAGCAGCGCAGCGUCGCGCCGGAAGUUCGUCGCCUCGACCGUGCACUUCCUGCGCAAGCACGACUUCCAGGGCCUGUCGCUCGAGUGGAAUUACCCGGGCUGCUGGCAGAGCCAGUGCCGACGCGGGCCAGCCAGCGACAAGCCGAAUUUCACGAGGCUGCUGGCCGAGCUGCGUCGCGAGUUCGACCAACAGCAGCCCAAACUGUCCCUGGCGGUGGCGCUGUCCGGCUACAAGGAGGUCAUCGACAAAGGGUACGACGUCGCGGAGAUAUCGAGGCUCGUCAACUUCAUGACCGUGAUGAGCUACGAUUACCACGGCGCCUGGGAGUCGCACACCUCGCACUUGGCUCCGCUGUUCGCCAUCCCGGGGGACAGCAGCCCCUACUACAACCUCAACUUCACCCUGAACUACUUGGUCCGCCUCGGCGCCGAGCGCUCCAAGCUCGUCGUGGACGUGCCGAUGUACGGCCAGAGCUACAAGCUCGCCUCGGCGGAUCGCCACGCGCUCGGCGACCCAGCCGCCGGUCCGGGACGAGCCGGCGAGUACACGAGGCAGCCCGGCAUGCUCGCCUACCACGAGAUCUGUGAGAGGAUCGAGAAGGAAGGCUGGCAAGAAGAGCUCGGUCCGAGUGCCCAUCGCGACGACCAGUUCGUCAGCUUCGACAACGCCAAGAGCAUCGCCUACAAGGGCCAGUACAUACUGAGCAACGGCUUCGCCGGCGCGGCAGCCUGGACGGUCGACCUCGACGACUUUACCAACCGCUGCUGUCAGGAGCCGUUCCCGCUGUUGCGCAGCAUCAAUCGCGCCUUGGGCCGACUGCUGACGCCGGCGCCCUCGCGCAAGGACUGCGACAAGCCGGACCAGCCGAUCACGCCCGCGCCGCCGACGAUGACGCCCCAUCCGGACGGCGCCGACGGGCACCCGGCGCCAUCGAGCAGCAGGCCGACGACCCCGACGACGACCUGGCCGACGUGGACCGAGCCCGCGACUUCGCGGCCACCGACGACCUGGUGGACCCAGCGACCGACUGCCGCGAUCACCUGGUGGCCCACGAGCAGCUCCGCGACCACGAGCGCGAGCCCACGGCCCACCACGCCAGCGCCGUCGACGGGCUCGCUCGCCGGUACGCCCUGCCAGUCGGGCGACCACGAGCCGGACCCGUCCAACUGCGGCACCUACUAUCGCUGCGUCCUCGGCGAGUUCAGGCGCGAGCACUGCGCGCCUGGCUUGCAUUGGGACGCCGCCAGGAGACUCUGCGACUGGCCGACCGCCGCCAAGUGCCGGAAGAAUCCCGCCGUCGACGUCGUCACCAUGGUCCUCAAACUCGCUCUCGCUUGCGCGGCGAUUGUCGCUCUGGCUGCCGUCGCGGCCGACCACGCCGGGACUUGCACGAACAACUGCCGUGGCAAGAGCAAAGCGACGACGACGACGACGACGACGACGACGACAAGGCGACCAAUUGCCACGACGACGCAGUCGUCGCACGUGAUCCGGCCGGAAGCGCGAGACUGCGAGCACGGCCAGUACUACGCGCUGCCGGAUUCGUGCACGGCCUUCCUCAUCUGCGUGAACAGCAAACUGGUGCGCCAGCAGUGCGGCCCCGGGCUCAACUGGAACGUCGCGAAGAGCAUGUGCGACUGGGCGUUCAAGGCCCCCUGCGACGAGAAGAAGAAGAAGAAGGUGAAGCCCGGCGGCGUCGCGCAGGAAUUCAAGCAGAACGAGGUUUCUGACGCGGAUCCGCUUAGCUUUACCCGCGGCUGCAAAGAACAACUGCCGAAAUCCAGGCUUUUCCUUGUCCAGAUGCCCUGCAAUUCCGGGGAGUACCAGGCGGUGCCCGGCGACUGCCAAAGUUACUACGCGUGUCUGUGGGGCAAGUACGAGCGGUUCCAGUGCGCGCCAGGACUGCACUUCAGCGCCCAGAGCCGCAUCUGCGACUGGCCCGUUCGCGCCAAGUGCACCGACGACGCCAGCAACGACCUGGACGAGAUACCGCUCGAUCCCGUCGAGCCCGAGCAGGCGACUCAGGCAGCCUGGAAGCCACCGUCGGCCCAGCCGACCACCACCCCGUUGCCGUCCGCGGAGAUCGACCCCGAUGCCGUGUCUCCGCUAUCGGGGCACUUCAAGAUCGUGUGCUACUUCACCAACUGGGCCUGGUACCGUCGCGGCGUCGGCCGCUACCUGCCCGAGCACAUCGAUCACACGCUCUGCACGCACAUCGUCUACGGCUUCGCCGUCCUCGACUACUCCAAUCUCGUGAUCAAGGCUCACGACUCGUGGGCCGACUUCGACAACCGCUUCUACGAGCGGGUGGUCGCUUACAAACGGCGCGGUCUCAAGGUGAGCCUCGCCCUCGGCGGCUGGAACGACUCGCAAGGCGACAAGUACAGCCGCCUGGUGAACGAUCCCGCGGCCAGGCGGCGAUUCGUCGAGCACGCGCUGCAGUUCAUCGAGAAGUACGGCUUCGACGGGCUCGACCUCGACUGGGAGUAUCCGGUCUGCUGGCAGACCGACUGCGGCAAGGGCCCGGCCUCCGACAAGCAGGCCUUCACCGCCUGGGUGCGCGAGCUCAGCGCCGAGUUCCGUCCGCGGGGGCUGCUCCUGUCGACGGCGGUGUCGCCCAGCAAGAAGAUCAUCGACGCGGGCUACGACGUGCCCGAGCUGGCCAAGCACUUCGACUGGAUCGCCGUGAUGACCUACGACUACCACGGCCAGUGGGACAAGCGCACCGGCCACGUGGCCCCCAUGUACUACCACGAGGAGGACGAGUUCUACUACUUCAACGCCAACUACACGAUCAAUUAUUGGAUCGCCAAGGGCGCGCCGCCGAGAAGUAUAGUCAUGGGAAUGCCGCUGUACGGCCAAGCGUUCACGCUGAACGACCCGAGCAGAGGAGCCGGACUGAACAGCCCCGCGAGCGCCGGGAGCGCCGGCGAGUUCACCAGGGCGGCUGGCUUCCUGGCUUACUACGAGAUCUGCGACCGGGUGCGCAACAAGGGAUGGACCCUCGUGCAAGAUCCGCAGCGUCGCAUGGGCCCCUACGCCUACAAGGGCAACCAGUGGGUCGGCUUCGACGACGCCGACAUGAUCCGGCAGAAGGCCCAGUACGUGCGGGACAUGGGUCUCGGCGGCGGCAUGGUCUGGGCGCUCGACCUCGACGACUUCCGCGGCAGAUGCGGCGAGGGCGCGCACCCGCUGAUGCGCAGCCUGCAGCAGGUCCUCGCCGAGCCGCCCAAUCGCCACGACAGACCGAUCAAGCCGCCGGCGCAUGGUGAGCAGCUCGAGUGGCAGUCGCCGUCGAAGCCGCCAAAGCCGCCGAAGCCGUCGAAGGUCGAGCAGAUGAGCUCACCCGCGGCCGAGGACGAGUACAAGGUCGUCUGUUACUUCACCAAUUGGGCCUGGUACAGGCAAGGCCACGGCAAAUUCCUGCCCGAGGAUAUCGACGCUGAUCUCUGCUCGCACAUCGUCUAUGGAUUCGCUGUGCUCAACGGCGACAGCGGCACCAUCAGCAGUCACGAUUCCUGGGCCGACAUCGAUAACAAAUUCUACGAGAGAGUAGUGGCUUACAAGAAGAAGGGAAAGAAAGUGCUAAUAGCCAUCGGCGGUUGGAACGACUCGGCAGGCGACAAGUAUAGCCGCCUGGUGAACAAUCCGGCGGCGAGAAGAAAGUUCAUCGCCAACGUCGUUCUGUUCAUCGAGAAGUACGGCUUCGACGGGCUCGACCUCGACUGGGAGUAUCCGGUUUGCUGGCAGGUGGACUGCCGCAAGGGUCCGAAAUCCGACAGGCAGGGCUUCACCGCUUGGGUGCAAGAGUUGAGCGCCGAGUUCCGCCCGCGCGGGUUGCUCUUGUCGUCGGCAGUGUCGCCGAACCACAAGGUCGUCACCGAGGGUUACGACGUGCCCGUGCUCGCCAAGCUCUUCGACUGGAUCGCCGUUAUGAGCUACGACUACCACGGCCAGUGGGACAAGAAGACCGGACACAACGCGCCCUUCUACGCGAGACCGGACGACUGGGACAAGACUUUCAACGCCAACUACUCGAUUCACUUCUGGAUAGACCAAGGCGCACCACCCAAGAAGCUCGUGAUGGGAAUGCCGCUCUACGGUCAAAGUUUCUCCCUGGCCGAAAGGGGCGAGCACGGUCUCAACUCACCGACUUACGGUGGCGGUGAGGCUGGCGAGGACACCCGCGCGCGUGGUUUCUUGUCGUAUUACGAGAUCUGCCAGAGAACACUGACCAGAGGCUGGACAGUUGUGCAAGAUCCAAAGAGGCGUAUCGGACCGUACGCCUAUCAAGGCGAUCAGUGGGUGAGUUUCGACGACGCCCAACAAUUGAGACUCAAGUCCGAGUACAUCAAGACUUUGGGACUCGGCGGUGGCAUGAUCUGGGCACUCGAUCUCGACGACUUCAAGAACGUUUGCGGCUGUGAACCUUACCCCCUUCUGCGCACCAUCAAUCGCGUGCUCAGGAACUAUCCGGCUGGGCCUACGUGCCAGGUUACGAGCUCGGCAGUAAUAGAGUCGGAACCAGACCCAUGGAUGCCGACAACCGCGAAACCGUCGACAAGCUGGACAUGGUCACCGCCGUCAACGACGACCACGUGGUGGACGUCGACGACUGACAUUCCCGUCGAAAUAGCCACCGAAGAUGAAGACGCAGUGGAAGUCGAAGCUGGUGGUACACCACCGCCACAUGUUCCACCGCAAGCUAGCUGUCGCGACAGACUUUUCAUCGCACACAAGAGAGACUGUCGCAAAUACUAUCUUUGCAACUUUGGACAACUCACCGAGCAAACCUGUCCAAAUGGUCUGCACUGGCACAACGAUCACUGCGACUGGCCUGAAAAUUCUAAGUGUAAGGCUCGUUACAACGAGCUUCACGUGACGACAUCUCAAAGAUUGAAGGAAGAUGCAUUGAUCGACGGACGUAAGCUCAUUUGUUAUUUCACAAGCUGGGCAUCGGAGAGACACGGUUCGGGUAAAUUCCUACCGGAAGACAUCGAUCCAAAUCUCUGCACGCACGUCAUCUACAGCUUCGCUUCUCUCGAUCCCGAGAGUUUGAGCAUCAAGUCUCGCGAUCGUAGCACUGACAUCGACGAUCAUUUCUACAGCAGAGUGUCAGCUUUGAGGGAGAAAGGCGUGAAAGUGUUGCUUGGUCUUGGUGGUUGGAGAGACUCAACUGGCGACAAAUACAGUAGGAUGGUGAACAAUCCCAAAGCGAGAGCCAAGUUCGUCCGCGAUGCUGCAAGGUUCGUCGAGAAGUACGGUUUCUCGGGCAUGGAUAUCGACUGGGAUUAUCCAGUUUGCUGGCAGGGUGACUGUGCUAAAGGUCCGCUCUCCGACAAGAAAUCUUUCUCUGCGUUGGUUCGCCAAUUGAGCUUGGAAUUCCGUCCACGAGAACUGUUGCUUUCGGCUUCGGUCUCGCCGAACAAGCAGAUAAUCGACAACGCUUACGACGUGCCCACGUUGGUCAAUUACCUCGACUGGUUGGGUGUGAUGAGCUACGAUUAUCAUGGACAGUGGGAGAAGAAGACUGGUCCGAUUGCACCGUUGUAUUUCCACGCGGGCGACGAGUUCGAUCAGUUCAAUGUCAACAAUACUAUGCACUAUUGGAUAGGCAAGGGCGUACCAUCCAGGAAACUCGUUAUGGGCGUGCCGUUCUAUGGACAAAGUUUUACCCUUGAAAGUCGAGAGCACAAUGGAUGGCAGUCGACGAGUUCCAAACCUGGCAAGCCUAGCGACUUUACUAGGGCUGCUGGAUUUAUGUCGUUUUACGAGAUCUGCAAGAACGCUAAUAAAAACGACUGGUCGGUAAUGAAAGAUCCAGACGGCAGGAUUGGCGCUUACGCAACUUACGGCGAUCAGUGGGUCGCUUACGAAGACGUGUCCGAUAUCGCUAGAAAGGCGGCGUACAUAAGAGAACUUGACCUGGCUGGUGGUAUGAUUUGGGCUCUCGAUCUCGACGACUUCAACAACGUUUGCGGUUGCGGCAAGUAUCCGCUAUUGACUGCCUUCAAUCGUGCACUGCGGAACGAGCGCCAGCUACAAGAUUGCACGUAGACUAUAAUUCUUGCGGGUGUCACGAGCUUAACCCUUGCUGGAUCAAUGGCGAGAGAUUGAUAAACGGAAUAAAAAAGGAAAUGCCUUGUUCGAAUGGAAAACAAUACAUCUUUUUUAUGUACUGCGUGUCAACUCUUUUAUAAAACAUUGAUUGCACGAGGGUUGAGAUCAUUCUCUUCCUUGCAUCAAAUGAGUAAAUCAACGAUGCGAGGAAGAUUGUGAUUUAGAAUUAAGGAUUUUAUUUUAGUGCUAAUAAUAAUUGGUAUGUAUUUUUAAGAAAGUCUAAUUAAAAAAUCUUCGAGACUUUUUUUAGUAAAUGGUUAUUCUUUUAAUUUCGAAAUUUUCUAAUGGAAGCAACGACUAUUUUAUCAGUUUUUUAUACUGUAUUUUUUCAGACGUUUUUACAAUAGUAAUAGUAUGCGUUACUUGCAUGCCAUAAACAAACAAACAAAAAAGAUUUUUCUAUAUAUUUUUUAUUAGGAUAUAUUACAUUUUGUAAGCUCUAAUCGACUUUCUUAAUCUUAAUACGAAGCAUCUCUUGUAAAUUUUUAAACAAAUACUUAUCAAUAAAUGAA